Acomys russatus (golden spiny mouse) is the source of this 5503-nucleotide messenger RNA. It is a transcript of the gene Kif20b, whose product is annotated as kinesin family member 20B. Lineage: Eukaryota; Metazoa; Chordata; Mammalia; Rodentia; Muridae. Gene Ontology annotation, molecular function: microtubule binding; plus-end-directed microtubule motor activity; ATP binding. The record is from RefSeq and is a predicted model, not a curated record. Gene Ontology annotation, cellular component: spindle microtubule; nucleus. Gene Ontology annotation, biological process: mitotic spindle assembly; microtubule-based movement. The transcript has 32 exons. The coding region runs from base 109 to 5403 and encodes 1764 amino acids.
CGCCUACUCCCAGGGUUCAGUGCGGUGCCUAGCCGCCAUCGUUUGAAUUUGAAAACGGGCUGAUUUUUGGAGCUGCUUGUCGGCGUCAGGGACGGGCGAUGCCACAGGAUGGACUCUCAUUUGAAUCAAGAUGGGUUGCCUAGACCAUCUUAUGUUUUUAGUGCUGAUCCAAUGGCAAGGCCUUCGGAAAUCAAUUUUGAUGGCGUUAAGCUUGAUCUCUCUCAUGAGUUCUCCUUAGUUGCCUCAGACCCUGGGGAAAACAGUUCUGGAUCUAAAAAUUAUCUCCAAGUUUGCCUUCGAAUAAGACCAUUCACACAGUCAGAAAAAGAAUAUGAGGCUGAGGGCUGUGUACAAGUUCUGGAUUCACAGACUGUCCUCCUGAAAGAACCGCAAAGCAUCCUUGGCCAGUUAAGUGAGAAGAGCUCUGGACAUGUAGCACAGAAAUUCAGUUUUUCUAAGGUUUUUGGACCUGAAACUUCACAGAAAGAGUUCUUUCUGGGUUGUAUUAUGGAGCCAGUAACAGACCUCUUGAAAGGACACAAUCGGCUGAUCUUCACUUAUGGAUUGACCAACUCUGGAAAAACAUAUACAUUUCAAGGCACAGAGGAAAACAUUGGCAUUCUGCCUAGAACACUGAAUGUGUUGUUUGAUAGUCUUCAGGAAAAACUGUACAUGAAGACGAACUUCAAACCACAUAGAUGUAGAGAAUACUUACGAUUGUCGUCUGAGCAGGAGAGAGAGGAAAGCGCUAACAAAAAUGCAUUGUUGCGGCAAAUUAAAGAGGUUACUGUACAUAAUGACAGUUAUGACAUACUUUGUGGAAGCUUAACAAACUCUUUGACUAUCCCAGACUUUGAAGAAUCCAUGAACACGUGUAACCAAUCUAGCCUGAGUGUGGAUAAUAUAAAAUAUUCUGUGUGGGUUUCUUUCUUUGAGAUUUACAAUGAAAGUAUUUAUGAUUUAUUUGUUCCUGUGUCAUCCAAGUUUCAAAAGAGGAAGAUGCUACGCCUUUCCCAAGAUGUAAAGGGCUAUUCUUUUAUAAAAGAUCUGCAAUGGAUUCAGGUAUCCAAUUCUAAAGAAGCAUAUAGACUGUUAAAACUAGGAGUGAAGCAUCAGAGUGUUGCCUUCACAAAACUGAACAAUGCUUCUAGCAGAAGUCACAGCAUAUUCACUAUUAGAAUAUUGCAGAUAGAGGAAUCUGAAGUGCCUCGUGUAACUCGAGUUAGUGAAUUGUCUUUAUGUGAUCUUGCUGGUUCAGAACGGAGCAUGAGGACACACAACGAAGGUGAACGCUUGAGAGAGGCUGGGAAUAUCAACACUUCUCUGUUGACUCUGGGAAAGUGUAUCAAUGUUCUGAAGAACAGUGAAAAGUCAAAGUUUCAACAGCAUGUGCCUUUUCGGGAAAGUAAACUGACCCACUAUUUCCAAAGUUUUUUCAAUGGUAAAGGGAAAAUAUGUAUGAUCAUCAAUAUUAGUCAGUGUUGUUCUGCCUAUGAUGAAACACUCAAUGUAUUGAAGUUUUCAACCAUUGCACAAAAGGUGUAUGUUCCAGAUACUUUAAGUUCUUUUCAAGAGAAAUCUUUUGGGUCCAUCAAAUCUUCUCAAGAUGUAUCACUAGACAGUAAUUUGGAUAAUAAAAUACUAAACGUAAAGCGAACAACUGUUUCAUGCGAAAAUAGUCUAGAAGAUUUGGUUGAAGAUGAAGAUUUGGUGGAGGAUUCAGAAAAAAAUGAAACACAAGACAUGAAAACUGAACUUACAGAUGAAGACAUAGAUGAAACAUUAGAGGAGUGCAGUGUCUUCAAAAGUCAGAAGAACAAGAAACUGCUGGAUUUAAUAGAAAACUUGAAACAAAGGCUAAUAAAUGAAAAAAAAGAAAAGCUAACAUUGGAAUUAAAAAUUCGUGACGAAGUUACACAGGAGUUCACUCAGUAUUGGACCCAGAGGGAAGCUGAUUUUAAGGAGACACUUCUUCAGGAACGAGAGAUACUAGAAGAAAAUACUGAACAUCGUUUGGCAAUCUUCAAAGAUUUGGUUGGAAAAUAUGACACCCAAGAUGAAUCAACAAAUAGAAUUAGUGCCAUGGAAGUUGAAACUGAAGAAGCUCAUAAUUAUGUAGGAGUUGAAGAUAUUAUUGAUUCUCUUCAAGAUGAUGUCACUGAUAUUAAGAAACAGGCUGAACUUGCUCAUUUAUAUAUUACGUCUCUUGCUGAUCCCCAGGAAGCUAUUGCUUGUUUGCAGCUAAAGUUUAAUCAAGUUAAAACAGAAUUAGCCAAAACCAAGGAAGAAUUAAUUAAAGUCCAAGAAGAGCUAAAAAACAGAGAGAGUGAUUCUUUGGUACAAGCACUCAAGACAUCAAAUAAGGUGGAUACAUCUGUAACCAGCAAUAGAUCAACUUGUAACGAAACAAUUAAAAUGCCCAAGAACAGCAGAACCCAGACACAUUAUGACAGGAAAAGAUUAAAUGAAGAUGGUCUUCAGCCAGGUGAACCUCCAGCAAAGAAAGGGCUUAUACUUGUUAGUCCACACCCUAUUGAAGAUCAAAACAAAAGGGAAGAAAUGCAGCAGUCUCUUUCAGAAGGUCAGGAAGGCAAUAGAGACCCACAGGAAGAGAACGAAGAGCUAAAAAGACUUUUAACUAUUGGUGAGAAUGAACUCAGAAAUGAAAAGGAGGCAAAAGCAGAAUUAAAUAAACAGCUUGUAAGUUUGCAACAGCAGCUUGAUUUCUCUGAAGAAAAAAACUCAACUCUGAGGACCAAGGUGGAGCAAAUCCAGGCCAGUUACGAUAGUGCAGUUGCUGAGUUACGUACACAGGAAGCUGUGAACCGCGAGCAGGAGGAGAGGAUCCUGACACUGUCACAGGAGAUGGAAACCGCAACAAGGAGGAUCAAAAGCAAUGCUUCACAGAUAAAACUAAUGCAAACAAAAAUAGAUGAACUACGGUUGCUCGAGUCACCUUCUCAUAUUUCAAAAAUAGAUUUACUCAAACUCCAGGAUCUCUCAAGUGGUCCUAAAGGGGACAGUAUGCUGAACACGUCACCACAGCUUCCAGGGAGUGACCUGUCAAGUGAAUGGGCUAAAGAGGAUCACAUUCAAGAGCCCAGCAGGGAAAGUUCCUUCCACUCCAGUAUUGAAGCCAUCUGGAACGAGUGCAAAGAAAUCGUGAAGGCCUCCUCCACAAAGUCGCAUCAGAUUCAGGGACUGGAAGAGCAGAUUGAAAAACUACAGAUGGAAGUAAAAGGCUACAGGGAUGAGAACAGUGAGCUGCGAGCAAAGGAGAGUGAGGAUGGUAGAGAUCACCAGCUGAGAGAAAAAGAAAGCCUUCUCCAGCAGCUUACAGAGGAACUACAAGGAAAAAGUGUCAGUCUUGGCGUUCAAGUACAGCUUGCCGCUGAAAGAGAGCAAGCUCUUUUAGAGCUUUCCCAGGAUGUUACCUGCUAUAAGGCAAAAAUAAAGGAACUUGAAAUGAUGGUAGAGACCCAGAAAGAUGAGUGUAGGCGCUUAGCUGAGGUAGAGCAAAGCCUUUUAGAGAAGGAAGCUGCCAUCUUGAAGCUAGAAGCAAAUCUGAAGGAAGCGGAAGCAAGCCACCAGGAUCAGGUCAAAAGCACCAAAAGUUUAAAUGAAAUAGAACUCAAGUUGAGAGAAGAAAUCACACAGUUGGCAAACAAUUUGUGUGAUAUGAAACAGUCACUUCAGUUAAAGGAAGAGGAAAAUGAAACUCACAGACAAGAAACAAAAAAAUUGAAAGAGGAGCUUGCUGCAGACUUUGUCCUUACUCAGAAGCUCAAAGCAGACCUUCAGAGGAAGGAAGAAGAUUAUGCUGAGCUGAAGGAGAAAUUCACUGAUGCCAAAAAGCAGAUUGAGCAGGUUCAGAAGGAGGUAUCUAUUAUGCGUGAUGAAGAGAAAUUAUUGAGGACUAAAAUUAAUGAACUGGAGAAAAAGAAAAACCAGUAUGCUCAGGAAAUAGAUAUGAAACAACGAACCAUUCAGCAACUCAAGGAGCAGUUAAAUAAUCAGAAAACGGAAGAAGCCAUACAGCAAUAUGAGAAAGCGUGCAAAGAUCUAAGUGUUAAAGAGAAGAUGAUUCAAGAUAUGAGACUGACACUAGAAGAGCAAGAAAAAACUCAGAUAGAACAAGACCGAGUACUUGAGGCUAAGUUAGAGGAAGCUGCUUGGCUAGCCAAAGAAUUGGAUAAAUGGAAAGAAAAAUUCAUCGAUGUGGAAGCUAGAAGUACUCAAAGGUCAAAUGAAGCCAUGGAGGACGCAGACGUGCUUAGGAGUAGGCAGCUCAGCAAGCUUCAGAACGAGCUGCAGGAAUCUGAAGAGAAAUAUAAAGCUGAUAGAAAGAAGUGGUUAGAAGAAAAGGUCAUCCUUACCACUCAAGCAAAAGAAGCUGAGAAUUUACGAAAUAGAGAAAUGAAAAAAUAUGCUGAAGACAGGGAGAAACUGCAGAAUGAAUUGGAAACACUGACAGCACAGCUGGCAGAGAAAAAUGGUGACCUUCAAAAGUGGAGGGAAGAGCGAGACGAGCUGGUGGCAGCUCUAGAGGCGCAGAUGAAGGUGCUGUUCUGCAGCAGCAAGCACAAGGACGAGGAGAUCCAGCACCUGAGAAGGGCUGUCGCAGAGCGCGCGGGGACGGAAAACCAGACCAAGCCUGAGUAUAGUGAUUCGCUUGAUCUUGGUGGAGUUGAAACUGAACAUCAGUCAACAAGGUUUGAAAUUUCUAGGAGUACAGCAGAGGAUGGAUCUGUAGUUCUUGACUCUUGUGAAGUGUCAACAGAAAAUGGACAAAGUACUCGAUUUCCAAAACCUGAAUUGGAGAUUCAGUUUACACCUUUGCAGCCAAACAAAAUGUCAGUGAAACACCCUGGUUGUGCCACACCAGUCACGUUUAAGAUCUCCAAGGCACGGAAGAGGAAGAGUAACGAAAUGGAGGAGGAUGUGGUGAAAUGUGAAAAUAAGAAGAAUUCUACACCCAGAAAUAAUAUGGAGUUUCCUGUUUCACAGCGUAGAAAUUCCUCUGUCAAAAAGGUUUCUUUAUGUCCAUCAUCUAAGAAAACAUACUCCUUAAGGAGCCAGGCAUCUACAGUUAGUGACAACAUAGCCACUAAAAAAAGAGAAGGAACACUACAGAGAUUUGGAGACUUCUUGCAACAUUCUCCAACAAUUCUUCAGUCAAAAGCAAAAAAGAUAAUUGAAACAAUGAGUUCCCCAAAGUUUUCAACUGUAGAAGUAAGUAAAGAAAAUGUGUCUCAGGCAAAAAAAACCAAACGGAAAUUGUACAGAAAUCAAAUUUCAUCUCCCAUCAAUAUAUCUGGCCAAGUGAUACUAAUGGAACAGAAACGAAAAGAAAGUGACCAUCAGAUUCUCAAACGACGACUUCGAACGAGAACAGCCAAGUAAAUCGCUUUGAGAUUUUAUAUUCUUAAUCAUUGUAAAUUGUAAGUUUUAAAACUUAAUUGUAUAUAUUAUAAUGCAUCAAAUGCCUCUGUAUAGUUUGAUG